Molecule: messenger RNA, 2853 nt
Organism: Cyclocybe aegerita
Lineage: Eukaryota; Fungi; Basidiomycota; Agaricomycetes; Agaricales; Hemipholiotaceae
Source: the annotation of a GenBank genome assembly
AUGGAAACCUCGACAUCGGACAGUUAUUUAAAUUCCCUCCCUCAUAACUUCACUAUUCCAGCACGAGAGCAACAUACGGCAACCGUGAUCUUCCUUCAUGGAUUGGGCGAUACAGGUAGAGACUUGAGCACGGCGUUGCGCACUCUCAUUGCGCACUCGGACCUGGGCCAUGUCAAGUUUGUCUUCCCCACUGCCCCACUGAUGCCCGUUACUGGUAUGAACGGAAGAGUCGUUCCAUCCUGGUUCGAUUGCUACUCCUUUGACAUCGCCACUCGACGCGAAGAUGAAAAGGGCCUCUUCAGAGCGGUGAAUUGGCUCAAUGAAUAUGUCGCCAUCGAGGAGAGGGAGCAUGGGAUACCCCCGAGCCGCGUAAUCAUCGGGGGAAUCAGCCAGGGCGGUGCUGUCGCCACUUUGACGACGAUCACAACCGAGAAACCCAUCGCCGGGUUCUUUGGGUUGAGCACAUACAUUCCGCUGAGGCAUCAGACGAUGAAGUACGCGACAUCACUCUCAAAGAAGGUCCCGAUGUUCUGGGGCCAUGGGAUAGAGGAUCUCCAGGUCGACCAUUCUAUCUGGAAGGGCUUAGUCGAAAUGUUUGCUGGAUUGAUGGGCAUUCCAUUCCAAAGUUUCGUCGGCGAUAAGUUAAACAGGAAGGAUCUUCAAGAAAAGGGUACUAAAGGGUUAAGAUUUUACUCAUACAUAAGACUUGGCCAUUGGGUCAACGACGAAGAGCUCGAAGAUUUGGCAACCUGGAUCUCCUUUCUUUUGCAUAAUUCUCCUGUCCUAGUUGAAUACCAUGUCCAUGAAUACCAUGUCCAAGAACGCCGAUUCUGGCCCCUCGCCCCUAUUCACGGUAACGCGUCAAUGAACAUCUCACGAAAUGUCACAUGUCAUGUGAUCUUAAAUUGUUCGUGGGCGUGGGCCACCGUCACGCUCCUCGACGCUGUGCGCAACAUUUGCCCACCUCCAAUGUCCAACGAAGAUGAUGAUUUAACAAGGGCUAUCCAACUCAGCCUCCAAGAGACUACACGCCAACCAGUGUUGAUUAACCUCGAUAGUGACGAAGACGAAGAUGAAGAAGACAGGCGCUUUCAAGAGGAGAUGAAGCUUGCCAUAGAAGCUUCAAAAGCGUCAUCAACGCGAAACGAGUCUCGGCCUCAGACUUCCAGUAGUGCACCAACAACACAACAGCCGAGUGGGACGUCUGUCGUCUCUGCUUUUCUAUCGGAGAGGGCUCAAUUGGAGAAGGAGCGACGCGAGAGACAGAAGCGGCUGAGACCCCAAGCGUACUUCUCUGUAGAGGAUGAAGAUAUGGAAGAUGCUGAGGAAGAGCCACCAGCCAAGAGGCAACAAUUUUCCUCCUCGAAAUCCUCCUAUGUGCGCCCUAACGGCUCCGUGCCCAGUGCCAACGGCAGUGGUUCGAAUGCAUUCAAUACUACCGCGUCAGUCCCGACUAUAGACCAAGUUUUUUGGGGCGGAGAACUUCGACAAACAGCCGCCCAACACGCUGAACCGCGGAAGGAUGGGCUUCCGACGUUUCGAUUGACAGAGGUGCUGGGCAAGAAAUCAGAAUUAGAAUUCGCGAUUCUGUCCUCGUAUUCGCUAGAUUGGUCGUGGAUAUACGAGUUUUUUGAUCGGUCUGUUCCCGUUAUUAUGGUCGCCCAGCCUGAUGCAUCCGGAGAAGCAACUAUCAAGAACGUACUGCCCAACUGGGUCAGAACAACGCCUUAUUUGCGUGCUGGUUUCGGUUGUCAACACAUGAAAUUUAUGCUAUUGUUCUACAAGUCAGGCCGACUUCGUGUAGUCAUUUCUACCGCCAAUCUUAUAGCGUAUGACUGGCGUGAUAUGGAGAAUUCAGUUUGGCUGCAAGACGUUCCUCUCCGCUCGAAGCCAGUCCAGCAUGAUCCCAAGGCCGAUGAUUUCCCCGCGGUGUUGCAGCAUAUGUUGCACGCCGUCAAUGUUAUGCCUGCUCUCGCCGCGAUGAUAAGUGAUAAUCAUCCGAACCUAUCUAUAAAGUCCAUCGACGAACUACGUCAGAGAUGGGACUGGUCUAAUGUCAGGGCACACUUAGUCGCUUCCAUUGCCGGGAAGCACGAAGGGUGGCCCAAAGUAAUUCAGUUUGGACACCCGCGACUUAUGUCUGUAAUCCGAAAAAUCGGGAUGCGUACGGGAACGGCCAAGACUGCGAAAAACCUUAUGCUCGAGUGUCAGGGGUCUAGCCUUGGUGCUUAUACCACCCAAUGGCUGAACGAGUUCCACUGGUCCGCGAGGGGCGAGAGCGCUGAAGACUGGCUCGACAAGAGCAAAAAGUCUCGCGAAAAGCUGCCAUACCCGUCUAUCAAAGUAAUAUUUCCAUCGAAAGCUACUGUUCAGCAGAGCUACGCAGGUGAACAGGGUGGCGGCACCAUCUUCUGUCGUCGAAAGCAAUGGGGAGCAAAGAACUUUCCUCGAAGUCACUUCUAUGAUUCCAAGAGUAAGGGCGGUCCUGUCUUGAUGCAUUCCAAGACGAUCAUUGGAAUGUUGGAGGAGAACGUCUUCACCGGUCGACAUACUCAGGGGGAGCCGUCCGACACUGAGGAUGACACAGAUGAUGACAUCGAAGUCAUCGAACCGGCUGCAGGAUGGGCAUACGUCGGUUCCCAUAAUUUUACACCGUCGGCGUGGGGAACGCUGUCGGGAUCAUCGUUUAGUCCAACUUUGAACAUUUCCAAUUAUGAAGUCGGCGUCGUUUUCUUACUCAAAGACUCCAAGGAAGCGGAUCGCGUGGCAUGUUUUCAGAGACCGCCCAGAAAGUAUACAUCGACUGAUGAGCCAUGGAUACAGGAAGAGUCUGCCUAUCAUCAAAACGAAUAG